GCCUACAAUUAAGAACGAGAUUCUCACAACAGACAACUGAAACGCUCGUGACGGUCGCAUUCGUUGUACAAUUAGGAACUGAUCGUUGAUCUCCAUGAGAUAAUCGCAAGACACGUAUAUAUCCUUGAAUAUGUCGCAUCAACGAACUACCUCGACCUUGGACGGAGUGAAAGAACCGCAUUCUGUCAGUUUGAAGGUUUUGAGACUUUCCCGUCCAUCGCUUUCAAUUCAACAUCCACUUCCCACACCAUCUCCUUCACCACCUCCAAAUCUCAGCCUUCCCGCUCCUUCAGCCUCCCUCGCAUACCCAUCUCCCACCCCUUCGAACUUUAUUCUCUCUCCUCUCCUCACACUCCCUCCAGCUUUUGGAUCUGCAUAUGUAGGAGAGACAUUUAGUUGUACUCUUUGCGCUAAUAAUGAGCUCCCUCCUCCUAUUUCUCAGCCCGCUCAAACGCAUACCUCUCCGGAUAUCGCAAACUCGCCCAAUACUACCAAAAUAAUAUCAAACAUCUCUGUCACUGCAGAAAUGAAAAUCCCUUCCACAACAACUCCUAUAUUGCUCCCUCUUUCUGGUCCUGAGUCUUCCCCACAAGUCUCUACCACCCCAAAGGAAGGAACCCCGGAAACAGAAAUCAUAUCUCAGAGUUCAUUACAGAAAGUCCUUCAUUUCGAUCUCAAAGAAGAAGGUUCUCAUGUUCUGGCUGUUACAGUAACAUAUACCGAAUCGUCUCCGUCCUCUCCUCCACGUACUCGCACAUUCCGUAAAUUAUAUCAAUUCAUCUGCAAAGGAUGUCUCGUGGUCCGUACCAAAAUCGGACCAUUAUCAUUUCCAAAAUCUACCUCUACGAGUAGUUCUUCAUCCAAGAAAUAUGCAUUAGAGGCCCAACUAGAAAAUAUCACAGAAGAUAACCCUAUUACGUUAACUUUGGUUCAUUUGACCACUACUAAAGGAUUCAAUGCUACAAGCUUAAAUUGGGAGAUUGUACUUUCUGAUUCAGAAAAGGAAAACGGAGGAGAUGUAGAAUUAGAGAGACCUGUAUUAGCACCAGGAGACAUUCGACAGGAUUGCUUCUUAGUUGAAGAGAAAGUUUCUGGGGAUGAUGGUGAAGCUGCGGAUAGUGUAAAGGGGGGGAAAGAAACCGAAAUUGUAGACGGGAGGUUGAUAUUUGGCGUUUUGAGUAUAGGGUGGAGAGGCGCUAUGGGGAAUAAAGGGUUUUUGAGUACGGGGAAUCUAGGAACUAGGAUCUCAUAAGAUGAAACGAGGUAACGUGAGAAUUAGGUGGGAUUCAGAGAGAAUCAAAUGGGGUUCUUCAUUAGCAUGCUCAUCAUUUGGAUAUUGUAUGACGUGUUGUACGAACAUUUUUGUUCAAAACGAUAUUAAAUGAUAAUGAUUAGAUUAUAUGUGAAUUUAAUUAAUAUUGUCACCUAAUAAAAAUACGAUUAUUUAAUAGG
Molecule: messenger RNA, 1452 nt
Organism: Botrytis byssoidea
Lineage: Eukaryota; Fungi; Ascomycota; Leotiomycetes; Helotiales; Sclerotiniaceae
Exons: 2
Coding region: 131-1252 (373 amino acids)
Cellular component (GO): TRAPPIII protein complex
Source: RefSeq, a predicted model, not a curated record